Messenger RNA from Pestalotiopsis fici W106-1, 1143 nucleotides. RefSeq lists its product as uncharacterized. Gene Ontology annotation, molecular function: hydroxymethylglutaryl-CoA lyase activity. The transcript is spliced from 2 exons. NCBI's taxonomy places the organism in Eukaryota, Fungi, Ascomycota, Sordariomycetes, Amphisphaeriales, Sporocadaceae. The record is from RefSeq and is a predicted model, not a curated record. Bases 1 to 1143 code for a protein of 380 amino acids. Gene Ontology annotation, biological process: L-leucine catabolic process; ketone body biosynthetic process.
AUGGCGUCGCUACGUCCAAUGAUCCGACUAGCCCGCACCCGAGCAGCUCCAGCUCCAGCUCUCUUCCGAGCACGACAACUCCGAAAGUAUGCGACCGCUUCCGACGUCAACAACUCAGCCCAAUUGCCCGACAACUACGUGCGCAUCGUCGAAGUCGGACCUCGAGAUGGCCUUCAAAACGAGAAGAAGUCCAUUACACUGGCAACCAAGCUCGAGCUUAUAGAAAAGCUCUCCAAGACAGGCUUAUCCUUCAUUGAGGCAGGCUCGUUUGUCUCGCCAAAAUGGGUGCCGCAGAUGAGCAACUCGAGUGAGAUCCUGGAGCACGUACUAGCAUCACGGAUCCCGUCACCUGUUCCAAUCACAUACUCUUUCCUUGCGCCGAAUGCCAAAGGCGUGGAAAACGCAACCGCCAUCCUGCAAAAGAGCCCCGAUGCGUACCUCACUCAAGCCCAAUCUAUUGCCGGUGCAGAUAACAGCGGCAAGCCUGCUCUGGAAUUGGCCGUCUUCGCCGCAGCGACCGAGAGCUUCUCAAAGAAGAAUCUAAACUGUGACAUUGCUACAUCGCUCGAGAGGUUUAGAGAUGUUAUACAAGGGGCCAAGAAUGCAGGAGUUCGGGCUCGCGCCUAUAUCUCGGUUGUGCUGGGUUGUCCCUUCGAGGGUUACGAUGUGAACCCUCACAAAGUUGCAGAGAUUGCAACCUCACUUCUUGAAAUGGGCGCCGAUGAAAUUUCGCUCGGGGAUACCACGGGCAUGGGCACUGCGCCUCGUACCAAGGAGCUGCUGAGCUGCAUGUCGGCUGCUGGUAUACGCAAUGAAGAUAUUGCCAUGCACUUCCACGACACAUAUGGCCAAGCACUUGUUAACACCGCCAUCUCUCUGGAACAUGGCAUCAGGACUUUUGAUAGUGCAGUAGGCGGCCUAGGCGGCUGUCCGUACAGCCCUGGAGCCACUGGCAAUGUGGCCACUGAGAACAUGGUCUACUUCCUGGAGAGCCUCGGCAUGGAAACUGGUGUUGACUUGGAUGCCGUUUCUGACAUUGGCCAAUGGAUCACUGGGGAGAUUGGCAAGCCAAAUGAUGCUGCCGUCGGAAAGGCCGUCCUAGGCGCUCGUCGUGCUUCUGGAUCAGCAACGGCAAAACUGUAG